Molecule: messenger RNA, 2406 nt
Organism: Erigeron canadensis
Lineage: Eukaryota; Viridiplantae; Streptophyta; Magnoliopsida; Asterales; Asteraceae
Product: DEAD-box ATP-dependent RNA helicase 53, mitochondrial-like
Exons: 8
Coding region: 116-1939 (607 amino acids)
Molecular function (GO): ATP binding; RNA helicase activity; nucleic acid binding
Source: RefSeq, a predicted model, not a curated record
AACACCCCCUUUCCUUCAUUUCGUAAACCCUUUCCCUCAUACCUCUAACAAAAAUUAGGGUUUUACACUCCCCCCACACACAAACAAAAUCAUCAAAUCAAUACACAAACAAAAAAUGAACAGUCUAAUCUUAUUAAGAUCAUCAUCAAGAAAACUAACAACACUUGCUCCUUUAGCCACCACUGCUUCACUCCAACAUUUAUUUACCCCAUCAUCAACACAUCCCCAAAACCAAUCACUCAAAUCUUUGAUUCCAACAAAUGUUGCUCCUUUUUCCAUAAGAAGCUUUCAUGGGUCUAAUUGGGUGAAUUUUAGGGUUUCAGAUGUGUCAAAACAGGCUGCCGGGUUUGCCGUUGCAUCAGUCGAUAACGAUCGGGCGGCUUCCAAUGAUGGUCUUGAGAUCUCCAAGCUUGGAAUUUCUCAAGAUAUUGUUUCUGCUUUAGCCAAAAAAGGGAUUACCAAACUUUUCCCCAUUCAGAGAGCUGUGUUAGAGCCAGCAAUGCAAGGGCGUGACAUGAUUGGCCGAGCAAGGACAGGAACCGGAAAGACUCUUGCUUUUGGUAUCCCUAUCUUGGAUAAGAUCAUUCAAUACAACGAGAAACAUGGAAGAGGGAGAAAUCCACUCGCCAUUGUCAUGGCUCCAACCAGAGAGCUUGCCCGUCAAGUUGAAAAGGAGUUCUACGAGUCUGCACCCAAUCUGGAUACUCUCUGUGUAUACGGUGGUUCACCCAUUCAGCGCCAGAUGAGUACUCUUGAUCGCGGUGUUGAUGUCAUUGUAGGAACUCCCGGACGUGUUAUUGAUCUGCUCAACAGAGGGGCUUUGAAUCUAUCGGAAGUUAAGUUUGCUGUUUUAGACGAAGCAGAUCAGAUGCUCAAUGUUGGUUUUGCGGAUGAUGUUGAGAAAAUCUUGGAGUAUUUGCCAAAACAGCGUCAAACUAUGAUGUUUUCAGCUACUAUGCCAAGCUGGAUUGUCAAGCUUACCCAUAAGUUUCUUAAGUCCCCUUUAACUGUUGAUCUUGUUGGUGAUUCUGACCAAAAAUUGGCUGAUGGGAUUACACUAUAUUCCAUUGCAUCAGAAGUGCGUGAAAGGCCAUCAAUUCUUGGACCGCUGAUAACAGAGCAUGCAAAUGGUGGGAAAUGUAUAGUUUUCACACAAACAAAGCGUGACGCGGAUCGAUUAGCCUUUGCUAUGCAGAAGAGUUUCAGAUGUGAAGCUUUACAUGGUGACAUUUCACAAAAUCAAAGGGAGAGAACUCUUUCAGGCUUCAGAGAUGGCCGCUUUAAUGUUCUUAUUGCCACUGAUGUUGCUGCUCGUGGGCUUGAUGUUCCUAAUGUUGAUCUGGUCAUACAUUAUGAGCUUCCUAAUUCACCUGAAAUUUUCGUUCAUCGGUCUGGACGUACUGGCCGUGCUGGCAAGAAAGGAAGUACAAUACUCAUGUAUUCUUCUCAGGAGAGGAGAGAGGUGAAAAGCUAUGAGAGGGAAGUAGGAUGCAAAUUUAACGAGAUUCCUCCGAUUUCUGUUGAUGCUGCAUCCAGAAUCGAUUUGGGUGGUGGCUUUGGCUCUGGAGGUAGAUUUGGUGAUUCCGGAUUUGGUGGGGGCGGCUUUGGUGGUCGAGGUGGUGGGUUUGGCUCAUCUCGUGGGGGUUUCGGUAGAUCGAGUUAUGGGGGAUCAGGUGGUUUUGGUAGAGGACCUAGCUCUGGACGUUUUGGUGAAGACUCAAGUCGCUCAGGUGGUGGUUUUGGUUCUGAUCGCUCAAGUGGUUUUGGUGGUGGCCGUUCAGGGGGUGGGUUUGGUUCAGACCGUUCAAGUGGUUUUGGUGGAGGCCGCUCAGGUGGAUUUGGUUCAGAUCGGUCGAGUGGAUUUGGCAACCAGCGUUCAGGCUCAGGCAGGUCUAGUGGUAGUGGGUUUGGUAGGUUCGGAGAAGACACAGAUUUCUAAUAUGUAUGCAGGUGAAGGAGGAGGAUGCUCAAGAAGAAUUGCCAAUCUUGAUUUUUUGGGCGUAUCAUAAAAUGGUGGAGAGUAAUAGAAGAUAUUCGUUUUGUGUUUGCAAUAUCAAUCGUCCUCUACUAGAUAGAGGGGGUAUCCCUUGUUUUUGGUUAUUGUCAAGCAUACGAUUCGUAAAAAUGUGGUGGAUUUAUUUAUAUAUCCAGCUUUUUAGUGAGGUUAACAAGAGAGGAACCUGGCUGUAUAUCUUUUCUGGGACUAUCAGGUUGAACAACAAAUAUUUAAUUCAAGCAUUCCUACGAGAUUCUGUAGGUGUAGGUAAUGAGGAUAAUACUUUGAUCCAAAGGGUGGAUCGAUAAUUUUAUGUUUUAUAAAGCUUGUUUGCAAUGCUUGAUAAUGAGAUGAAGCUAAAUAGCUGUAAUAAAAGCUGUUUUGAUAAAUAAAAAAGUAUGAAUCUGUAA